CCUGGAAAAAGGAAAACGGUGAAAAGAAAUUAGUCCGUCAUUUUUUUUUUUUAUUUUUUUCUUUUUACUUAAUUCAAUAAUAAAAUUUCAUCGCGAUAAAAAAAAAAAAAAGUUCUGACAAUCGUGUUGUCGACAAAAAGUGGUGUGUGUAUGUGUGUGUGCGUGUGCGAGUGUAACAAAAUGUGAAUUAAAAUUCAAACUCUUGUUAUAACAAAGAAAUGACAAUUAUUCAAACAAUACUUAAUGGAAAUAAAAAUAAUUAUCAAUUUUAAUAAUUAUAUCCACUGCUAUGCUCAUCAUUAUUAUUAUUCUCUAUUUUCAAUUAAAAAUAACAAAACACAGAUCUUUGAUCUCUGUAUGGGAUCAUCACGAAUGGGUCACUAGGAUGUCGUUCAUUUAUUGUGUGAAAUUUCAAUCCAAAAUUUAUGAGUGGACCAGAAAUAUAUUUAACAUUAUUAUUAUUAUUAUUCAAAAAGAAUUAAAAAAUAAUUGUCGAGGUAAAAUAAGAACCUCAAAAUUAAUUUCCCUUAUCAUCGGCGUGUGUAACAGACGACGACGACGUUGCACGAGCAGCAGCAGCCUCUGCCGUUGCGCGUGACCAAAGCCUUACCGAGUCGAUGCAAUUCCGAGUGUGUUACCCGCCUUUAUGUGUAAUAUGUUAUAUGUAAUAAUGUAAUAAAAAAAAAGAGAGAGAGAGAAAAAAAAACAACCUACGUAUGCUGGUCAUAAGGGUAGAAGAGGAAAAUCAACUCUAGACAGAGGAAAAAAAAGAGGGAGAUAGAAAGUGUGAAAGAGAGAAAGAGACAGAGAAUCUACUACGGCUGAAGCAAUAAUAGUAAUAUCGAUUAAAAUAGCAGACGUCCCCGACCAACAGUAACCCGUCUUUCGACCGGCUGCAAGUCAUUCUUGCCUAUACCUAUAAAAUUGUCUCUAAACAAUUACUAUAUUUAUCUUUUUUUUUCAAUAAUCUUCUAAUUUAUUCUAGUUACCAAAAUAGACUAUUACAAACAAUUUUUUGGUACUUGUUUUUGACUAGUUUCAAACUAGUCUUGGAUCAAAAAAUAAUAAUUUAAUGUCAGUUUACUGACUCGUAUUAAUCAAUAAUAAUAAUAAUAACAAUAAUAAUAAAUACGCUAGUAUAUAUGUAUAUGAGAAUUGAACUUGGUUUCAGUGUAUAGAUUAUUGUCUUUUCUCAGCUGAUAAAUGCUUGGAUGCAGCUUCAUCACACACGUUAUACCUGUGCAAUAAUAGAAUUGAAAGUAUUAAUCGUGAAGGACCUGUACAAUAUGGGACGAGAUUAGUAAAUAAUAAUAAUAAUAAUAAUAGUAAUAAAUAACAAAAAUAAUAAUUAAAAUAAUAAUAAUAGUUGAUAUCAAUAGUGUGUAUUACGCGAAAUUUAUAACGUGUAUCAUGUGCUCGUAUGCAAAUUAUACAUAUACAUGAUUGUAAAUCGAUAAAAGAAUUUCCUUUACUACAUACACGUUGCAUAUAUAUGCCAAGUACCGGGGAUUAAUAUUUAACGCGAAAGUGCUCCCCCCGGCCGGUGUGUUCAACUUUUCUCUUGAUCAUUAUUUUUCAUAUAUAUUUUUUUUGGGAUUUCUUUUUUUUUUUUUUUUUUGAAUUCUGAGUUGCUGAGAAGAAUUUUAAAAGGACGUUAUAUAGAUAACCCUUCAUCUGUAAGGGGGAAAAAUUGACGAUCAUGUCUCUUCUCAGCGUGACAGUAAAAAAGGCGAGAUUCGUCGGGGUUCAAGCACAACAAUGUAACUCCUACGUUGCUCUUAAACUGCAAAAUGUCAAAUCUACGACAGUGACUGUGAAAGGGGCCAACCCAUGUUGGGAACAAGACUUUCUUUUUGAGACUAACGACGUCAACACCGGUCUUCUUGUUGAAGUUUGGAGCAAAGGGAUGCUGUGGGACAGAGCCCUUGGUUAUCACUACAUACCGCUGCCAGAAGUUUCUUACUCAAAUGAGGAUGGUUCCGGACAAUGGGUCAGCCUUGAUUCUGAGUUGGAAAUGCGAGAGGGGGAGGUAGUCGGCACCAAAUCACCAACUGGUCACACUCUUCUCAUCGAUUGCCGUUUCGAACAACCUUUUGGAAAGUAUGAACAACCAACCGGAUGGAAAAACCUGCUAACGAGUGAAAUGGCUAGGCAGUUACGAGCAGCUCGGCCCUUGUGUGGCACAGACCCGGAAAAUACGGAAGCGGCGGAUCUACAGAGGAAACUAGAGAUGCUGAACAACACUGUGGAUCAAGAGGCAAGAGCGGAACAGGCACGUCGACAGAUAUUAUACAAUACAGGGCAUUCGGGUUAUUCAGAGGAUUCAGACUACACGUCAGAUUUAAAUUAUCCUGUGGGUGGUCAAGGUGCAAACAGUUCUGCAUCACAAUUUCGAGCUGCUGCAAAUCAACUAGCAACGCCGCAACGAUCACUUGAAACUUCUCGUGAAAAUAGCUACGAAAGAGAUGACCAUCAGAUUCCUGGAAUAGUGGGUGGACGAUUAGCUCCUGGUUACAGUGGUUACAGUAGAGGUCAUAGUCCGAGGUACGAUGAACCUUAUCCUGAGGAAGGUCCUCCUCAAAGGUAUUCUUCUCAACAAAUCGCAGAUUUGUCUUCCGAGCCACUAUUUUACAAUAGCAGACCAAGACAUUAUAAAGAAUACAGACGAAGGAAGCACACGUGGGAUUAUGAAGACAGUCAAGAAGGUUGGUUUAGCGAAGGAUAUGACUAUCAUAGUACGAGAAAUGAUGAAUCGAGAAUUUAUAGUGACACUGAAUAUUAUCCAAGCACAACAACAACUUCGUCCUCGAGAAAAAAAGGUCCUUAUAGAAGGCCAUCUUUGGAAAGACAAACCACUUUAUAUGAUGAACAUUUAUAUUACGAUAACUACGUUACUAAUGGAAAAAUUGGAAAAAUGAGUGCCACUUAUCCCGAAUGUCAAACGGAUAUCGGAUAUAACAAAUAUUACAAUAAUAUUACAGGAUAUGUUUUUGAAAAUGAAAGGUUUGGUCAAGAUGACGAGGACAGACAAUGGGACAGUGGAGGGCAGUGGUUCACAGCAUCCAGUACCUAUUAUGAAAAUAAAAGAAACAGAAAAACUCUUCCUCAGAGACCUGCAUCUAGUAUUGGUAUUCAUAGGCCCGACUAUAGACCUACUGUUACCAGACAACGUAGCUACGAGUCCGAAGAACUCGAGUAUAGCCCAAGUGCCCGUCAAAGGAAAAUGUUACAACGCUCAUUUUCACGUCAAGAAGGAACCGGAAAGAAAUUACCCCCUACCCCAUCGAAACCGAGUAGCGUAAUUCUCGGUCGCAAACCUGCCUCUCUUCCUGCGACUCCCGGAAGACAACUGCCACGUACGAGAACUCCUUCAGAGGAUAGUUACUAUAAGUCCGAGUACAACGAGAAUUAUAAUCACGCCUAUCGUAGUGAUGAUAAUCUACAGCAGGAAUCCUUUACCGACACAAUUUAUCCCGAUCAAUUGUACAAUCAGACGCAUAUCAGCGGUUCAUUACGAGAUAAUCAGUAUGUACCUGAUCAUUUUCAGCCACAAGUUUCGGAUCAAUAUGGCCAAAGCUAUCAGGAUUCAACGACAAAGGAUCUCUACACACAGGGACAACAAUCAUACGCACAGAAUUCGUACAAGGAUCCCUAUCAAGCGCCCUACUUAGAUACAAAUACACAAAUUUAUCAAGAGCCUUAUCAAGACAUAACAUAUCCAAAAAUUAGUACAGCCAACGAUCAAUAUGAAAAGCCACAAGAUAUUGCGAUGUCAAAUAAUUAUCAAACAAUGGAUUAUGAUCAAAAUAACAUUCAACAAUUAACAGCAGCAACAACACAACAAAAUCUUAUGCCGCAGGAUCUUUUACCACAACAAGUACCAACAAGCCAACAAUAUCAACAAGAUUACACAAUAGAUAAUUUCCAAGAAGAUUAUUCCGAUUAUACAACGUCUGUUGCCACAAGCCUUUACAACAACACCUCCAAUGCCUACGAUCCCUAUCAACAAAAUAUAUGCGACAACAAAUAUCAGGUUCCUAUUUCCGAUGCCUAUCAAGAUACCUACGAUCAACCUGCCGUUUCCAUUUCCCAAGAGGGUUACAGCGAUACAUACCCAACACACGACACUUAUUUAGAGAAACAAGAUUACGAUAAAUACAUACCCUACAGCAAAAGCGAAGACACAACGGAUUAUCAAAAUCAAUAUCAAGAUUACACGGAGCAAUACGAUGAUACCUAUCAAGACUCCUAUCAGGGCUCAUUUGAAGAAUACAAUAAAGAAAAUUUAACAGUCAGUAAUGAGAGGAGAAAAAGUGAAGUGCCUGAAUUGUCUGUCACUACGCCUAGAGGACAGACAAGAACAAAUGGUUAUCCUUCAAGUGAAUCGGAAUAUUAUCCCUGUCAGGAGAAACAGACAAUAUCAUCAACUGGCGCUGCAAGAAGAAAAAAAUUAGUUAAACGUGGCACUAGUCCUCUAUUUCAACAAAAUACCGAUUCCCUUGAAUCGCGUGACGAUGAACUUAAAGAUUCGUUUGAAACUGCCGUUAGUUCAGUGAGUAGUAGUCAACCAAGAAAAGCCUAUUCUGAAUAUUCAACUGCAGGUGAAUCGAGUCCAGCUCCAGCGACAUUAGUUGAAUCACCACCAAAUUCUGUUCAAGUUUCAAAUGGUAUGAUGAUGAUGAAUCAUGUUACAAAUCAUAGCAAUACUAUUACUACCUCAGCGUCUGUUUAUCCCUCCAUUAGUGCAAAUGGUAAACGUCUCUCUAGAACUGAUUCUUAUCAACAAGAUAUAAUAGAGGAUGAAUAUCCAGAAAUAAUAACUAACGAUCUUCAAAGAAAGGAUUCACAAAUGUCACAUCAAAGUCAAUUGAGUCAACAAUCGUCGCAACAAUCACAAAAACCAAAACUUACAAGAGGUGAAUCAUAUGCUUCUGAUCAAUAUUCAGAGGAUGAUUAUACGGAUAGACGGGAUUCUUAUGCACAACCAACACGAAAGGAUUCUUAUGCUUCGAUAAAUCAGGAUAGUUUUAAACCACCACUUCAAAGGACUGAAUCCUAUCAGAGUCGGGAGCUCGGAAGGGGUAGUGUUUAUGGCCAGAAUUUCACAACUCCACAGCCAAUUUCAAGAGCUGAAAGUUAUAAAAGGGGGUAUUUCAAAGAUCAAGACUCGAUGGAUAAGACUGAAAUUUCGUUGAGCAAUGCUGUUAAUGGGGAUUACAAGAUGAGAGACGAGACACUUGAGAGGUAUGAAAGAGGAGAAGAAGCCCUGCUAAGAGCCUCAAGGGAAAAUUCUUUGGUCGAACCUUAUAAAGGGUCACCGACAUCAGGUAGUCCAAGAGGAAGUGUAACAAAACAAGCAUCUUUGGAUGAGAGUGUACAAAUGGAUACGCCACCAAGAAGCCCUCCGGAACCUCUUCCUGAUGAAAAACUUUUGGAAAUGGUGGGACCAGCUCCAAUUCCUCCACAACUCAAAGAAAGACCAGAGAUGACUGCAAAACAAAGGUGGAUUUGGGCCUACACUAAAAUCAUCCAGCAGCUAAACGUGAGUACAAAAAACUAACAAUUCCAAAAAACUAAAUGAACUUCACAUUUUUUUGUGUUUGUGUUUUGGAGAAGGUGAGUCUUUAUUUUCUUUUUAUAUA
Molecule: messenger RNA, 5642 nt
Organism: Leptopilina boulardi
Lineage: Eukaryota; Metazoa; Arthropoda; Insecta; Hymenoptera; Figitidae
Product: phorbol ester/diacylglycerol-binding protein unc-13-like
Exons: 17
Coding region: 1700-5560 (1286 amino acids)
Biological process (GO): synaptic vesicle maturation; synaptic transmission, glutamatergic; neuromuscular junction development
Cellular component (GO): neuromuscular junction; plasma membrane; synaptic vesicle membrane
Molecular function (GO): calmodulin binding; diacylglycerol binding; syntaxin-1 binding
Source: RefSeq, a predicted model, not a curated record